GAAAUGGCGAUUCAAACCCGGUGUCUUCUUCUUGUUUGGAUAUUGGUUGGGUUAUUAUCAGUCGAUAGCAGAGUCAGUGGUUCCUCACCUUCGCUCCAUCGUAAAAGCUUUCCCGCUGUGUUCGUCUUUGGAACAGCAUCAUCAGCUUACCAGUACGAAGGUGCAGCUAAAGAAGGAGGCAGAGGUCCAAGUGUAUGGGAUACUUUCACUCACAAGCAUCCAGAAAAGGUAGCAGAUGGAAGCAAUGGAGACGUGGCAAUUGAUUCCUAUCAUCGCUAUAAGGAAGAUGUUGGGAUUAUGAGAGAAAUGGGAUUAGAUGCAUAUAGAUUCUCGAUCUCAUGGUCAAGAAUUUUGCCAGAUGGAAAGGUAAGUGGGGGUGUGAACAAGGAAGGAGUUGCCUUUUAUAACAAUCUCAUCAAUGAGCUCUUAGCUAAUGGUAUACAGCCUUUUGUGACUCUCUUCCAUUGGGAUCUUCCUCAAGCCUUAGAGGAUGAAUAUGGCGGUUUCUUAAGUCCCCGUAUUGUGGAUGACUUUCGAGAUUAUGCUGCUGUUUGCUUCAAGGAAUUUGGCAACAGAGUAAAGUAUUGGAUCACAUUGAAUGAGCCAUGGAGCUAUACUACUAGUGGAUAUGCAUCUGGGGUCGCACCACCAGGUCGUUGUUCCGAUUGGCAAAACCGAAACUGCACCGGUGGCGAUUCUGGGAUCGAGCCAUACUUGGUGGCUCACCAUCUACUUCUUGCUCAUGCGGUUUCUGUAAAACUCUAUCGCCAAAAAUAUCAGGCAACUCAAAAGGGUAAGAUUGGGGUCUCAUUAAAUGCAGCCUGGUAUGUUCCAGUUUCAAAUGCAACACACCAGCAAAAUGCUGCUUCAAGAGCCAUGGACUUCAUAUUCGGAUGGUUUAUGGACCCAAUGACCAUCGGAAACUAUCCACACACCAUGCAAUCUCUAGUCGGAAACCGUUUGCCUAAAUUCAACAAAACACAAGCUGAGAUCCUUAGAGGGUCAUUUGAUUUUCUUGGAUUGAACUACUACACUACAAAUUAUGCAGCUGAUACUCCUAAGCUUAAUGUUGGGAAGCCAAGCUUCUUGACAGAUGCUCGUACUACUAUUUCAUCUGAGCAUAAUGGCAUUCCUAUUGGUCCUAAGACAGGUACAAGUUGGAUCCGUAUGUACCCAAGAGGAAUUCGAAACAUUUUACUUUACACUAAGAAAAAGUACAACAAUCCCUUGAUUUAUAUCACUGAAAAUGGGGUUGGUGAUACCUAUAAGAAUACCUCAUUGCCGUUAAAAGAAGCUCUUGUUGAUAAAGGGAGGAUCGAAUACCUUCGUCGACAUCUUUUGUCACUUCAAAGUGCAAUUAAGGAUGGUGCGAAUGUGAAAGGGUAUUUUGCAUGGUCGCUAUUGGAUAACUUUGAAUGGGGAGAUGGUUAUACCGUAAGAUUCGGCUUGAACUUUGUAGACUACAAAGAUGGGUUGAAAAGAUACCCAAAACUCUCGGCCAAUUGGUUCAAAAAUUUUCUCAAGAAACAAACAUGAUGAUGUUUUCCCUUGCGGUUCUUAGAUUUGUUACUAG
Messenger RNA from Hibiscus syriacus, 1573 nucleotides. RefSeq names its product beta-glucosidase 12-like. NCBI's taxonomy places the organism in Eukaryota, Viridiplantae, Streptophyta, Magnoliopsida, Malvales, Malvaceae. The record is from RefSeq and is a predicted model, not a curated record. The transcript has 13 exons. Gene Ontology annotation, biological process: carbohydrate metabolic process. Bases 4 to 1536 code for a protein of 510 amino acids. Gene Ontology annotation, molecular function: beta-glucosidase activity.